CACAAGCAGGGAGUUCUUCUCUAGAGGCUCCAGACUGUAAUGCCAACUCUGAUUGACUUUGGACAGAACAAGGGCAGCAUUUAUCCAUUCUGUUCACUGCUAGACUGCCUAGAGCAGGUUCUGUUUCACGCAGACAAAAGAGUGUGGACGAAAACACAAACCUUUUGGGAUUAACGCUCACAGCAGCAGCACCGAUGCUAACAGCGCUCCCGGACACAAGGAGGAGAGGAAGCAUGAAGCUCAGCAGUCACAAACUGCCCUGGAUGGUACAGGCUCUGUUGUACGGCACCUGUGUGCUGACCCUGGUCAACUCCGGGGGGUUGUUCGUGCUCCUGGUCCAGCAGACCCAGCUGUCUGCGCGGCUGGUCCAGGCGGAGGGCCGGCUGCAGGAGAUCUCCGAGAGCUCCGUGGUGGAGUUCCUGUCUCAGGUCAGGGGCCCAGAGGACCAGGAGGAACAGUACCAGAGCUCCCGCAACAAGAGGAGCCAGGAACUACACCAUGCCCAGGAAGAACUACUCCACGCUCAAGAACUCCCCCGUGGACAAGCGAUACACAGAGCUGAGCAGCAAGGGGAUAUGAUGAUGAUGAUGACCUACUCCAUGGUGCCAGUAAAAGUCCUACUAGAUCUCUGCAACAGCACAAAAGGAGUCUGCCUCACUGGACCUCCAGGACCACCAGGUUUGCCUGGUGCGGAUGGACUGCCUGGUUCCAACGGGACAGAUGGAUUAUCAGGACCUAAAGGAGAGCCCGGGGUGGAGGGAAGACGAGGGAAAAGAGGUCCUCCAGGUGAGAAGGGAGAGCCAGGAGAGCCAGGAGAGAAGGGUGAGAAGGGAGAGAAAGGAGACUCCGGACCACCAGGGGAAAAAGAAGAGGCCUCUAACGAUGUCAUUUUGGAAGGUCCACCAGGUCCACCUGGCCCCGCGGGGCCCCCAGGUCCGAUGGGACCCCCUGGUCCUGCUGGCCCUCAAGGACCGUCCAGAAACAGAACCCACCGCGCUCACCAACACGUAGCUCAGAAAUCUUUGGGAUUAUUCCACGCUAUUCCAAAUGACUCGACUGGCAAAGAGGGAACAAAAGAAAAACAAUCAGCGGUGAAGAAAAAAGAAUGCUUCAUCAGAGCACUUGGCAAACCGGAGAGCAUUACCAAGAUGUGGAGCACAUUUGGAGCCUGGAUGAAAGACACAGCUGUGCCUGACGAUGAACGGAUCUGGGUGGCAGACCACUUUUCUGGUCGAACUAUGCGGGCAUACAAGAACAUUGCAGCAUUCCAGAACAGCAGUAGUGAUAGCAUCGAUGUUGGGAAAUUCUUUCAAGGCUGUGGUCACAUUGUACAUGGUGGCUCAAUAUAUUACCACAUUGCUGGCACUGUCAAUAUUGCCAAAUAUGAGCUUCAAACCAAAAGGUUACACACCCUGUCCAUUGAAAAUGCACUGUACCACAAUCUAUCGUACCUGCUGCACAACUCCAAGACUUACUUCAAAGUGGCGUCCGAUGAGAACAGCCUGUGGCUCAUCUUCGCGUCCAGCCUCGACGACACCAUCAUGGUGGCUCAGCUCGACGAGAAAACCUUUUCCGUCUCGGCGUACAUCAACACCAGCUACCCCAGGACCAAGGCUGGAAAUGCCUUCAUUGCGUGUGGGGUUCUCUACCUCACCGACACCAAAGACAGCAGGGUGGCCUACGCCUUCGAUCUCCUGAAGGGUAAACCUGUCAAUGUCAGUUUUGAUCUCAGAUCACCCAUUGGCAUUCUGGCCAUGAUCUCGUACAUGCCUCAAGAAAAACUUCUGUUUGUUUGGGAUAGCAGCUAUGUGAAAUCAUACAGAGUGCAUUUCCUCUCUGAUGAAUGAGAGAUUAUAAUGGGCUAAAUGAUCGUUAGAAUGGGCUAAAGUAAUCGUUAGUAACACAUUUAAACACCAUUUUUGUGUCCCUAUCAUUUUGAUGUGCUCAGCUGAAGAGGUUUGUGUGCUGUGUAUUAUGUGCACUGUUUUCAUUUUGUGCUUUUAUAUUGUGAAGUUUCAUUAUAUGCUCAUUAUCAUUAUACACUGGUAUGUUCUAUUCUUGCAAUGCAGCCCUAUUCCCACCCCCACCCCACCCCCGGUGUACUGUGAAUCCCAUCAGUGUUAAUGUAUACUAUUAAAUUAUGUUCAUUUGUCAAA
This is a messenger RNA of Clupea harengus (Atlantic herring), 2156 nucleotides long. RefSeq names its product gliomedin (gene gldn). Gene Ontology annotation, biological process: signal transduction. Gene Ontology annotation, cellular component: cell surface. The record is from RefSeq and is a predicted model, not a curated record. NCBI's taxonomy places the organism in Eukaryota, Metazoa, Chordata, Actinopteri, Clupeiformes, Clupeidae.